CACCACAUCACGCUAUGCGAGGCUCUCGGUGAUUCCAUGUGGAAGCUGACAUCUGCUCUUCCUAAUUCUCGCUUUGUUUGGAUCGAUCUACAAUUCCAGAGAGCCGCUCGAGACACCUGUGCGACCAAGUCGCAGACCUUGCGUUGCAGCUCGCUUCCAACUCCUCAACGCCGCUUGUAGUCACCGGGAAAGUGCAUCAUCUUGUCCUAACGGGAUAAUCAUACCUGUCUGCACUUGUGAGCCUGGCAUAGCGUCAAGGAAACGCCAUCGUCUGGCGCCAAUGUCAGGCAAUCCUGCACAGCGUUCGGGUGUGCCCAGUGCCGCAUCGACUUCUCUCGCUCGGCACGCAUCAAACGCAUCAUUGCAGAGCUCCAAAAGUCAGUCGGGGCACAGCGGAUCCGCAGCUACUCGUGGACCACCAUUAGCCAUCUCGGGUGCACCAGUCAGCAGCUCCCCUCAGGCAUCCCCCCGACUCUCUUCCAACAAUGCGUUGCCAGUCUCGGGAAAUGGUCGAAGUUUGGCUGUAGGAGGGCGAAGCAACGGAGGCGGGAAAGGCAAAGCCUCUGUCUCAACACCGACCGCACUCAUGGGCAACGCGGCCAUCGGCGAGGAGAGCGUGUGGAAAAGCAGCGCGGCAAAGAGGGCGGAGAAAGCGUGGGCUGUACAGAGCGAAAAGACGCUGCAGUCGGACUCCAAGUUCAAGAAGUACGCAUCAAGCGUCGAGAAAGCUCUGGCUUCCUUCGAAAGCGUGGCGGAGUGGGCAGAUUUCAUUGCCUUUCUUGCAAGGCUGCUGAAGACGCUGCAAGCAUUUCCUCAGUUUGCCGCCAUUCCACGCAAGCUUAUCGUAGCAAAGCGGCUCUCCCAAUGCUUGAAUCCAGCUCUGCCCUCUGGCGUCCAUGCGCGAGCUCUAGAGGUGUACGCACACAUCUUCGAGACAAUUGGCAGCGAAGGUAUUCGCAGGGACCUCGCUGUUUGGUCUCCUGGUCUCCUGCCCUUCUUUCAAUCGGCCUCCACAUCCAUCAAGCCGACCGUCUUGGGUCUCUUUGAGAGGUUCUACCUGCCUCUGGAGGAGGAUCUUCGACCUGUCACGCGGGCACUCCUACUCGCCCUUCUGCCAGGUUUGGAAGAAGACACCGGAGAAUUUUUCGACAGAGUACUGCGCCUUCUCGAUCGUCUUCAGCUUCUGGUGAAGCAACCAUUCUUCCUUCAAAAUGUUUGGCUCAUUUUGGUCUCAUCGCCCUCCAUCAGGCUUGCAGCUUUGAACUACUUGUCUAGGCGCCUUCCUCCGCUGAACGGGCCCUUUACCCAGAAGGAUGUGGUAGGACGCAUUGUCAAAUCCUCGGGCGACUUGGCUCAAGUCGGGCACGCUCACGCAUCGGAUGUAGUAGGGCGCGACAUAGGUCUACUAGCCCGAGCUUUCGCUGCUGCCUUGGAGGACCCAGUGUUAUUGGUAAGGCGAGCGGCACUGGAUCUGCUGGUCACGCACCUGCGGCUAGACUCGCACACAUUCAAGAAGCUGAUACCAAGCGAGGAACAGGUCGGAAUCGUCCGUGCUGGCAUGACCGUCGUCCUGCGGCGAGACCUCAGCCUCAAUAGACGACUGUAUGCAUGGCUACUGGGCCCUAGCGAAGAUACUCAAGCUCAGCGCGCUUACUUCAAAGAGCAUGCCCUAGCUCUUGUGCGCCAAGCUCUGAUUGAAGAUGUCUAUGCUGAGCCUCUCGUGGAGAGCGUGGUAAAGGAAACAGCUCUGACACAAGAGGACGUUGAUGCCGACGUCGAAGCCAGGCAGCGGCCUCUGCGAAUAUUUGUCAGUCUACUGGACAAGUGGGAGAUUGGACAAGCUCUGACCAAUGACUUGGUCAUCGACUUGCUGCGAGCUUUACAAUCUCAGCUUGCCGAAGAUGUGAAUCCGCGACCUGUCGGCGUGGGCGAAAUCUUGACCACAGCAAAGAUGCUGUUCGAAGCGAUUGACCCAUUCGCAACAUAUCGCCAAUUCUUCUCAGCCCUGCACGCUGAAAUGAGUUUUCGGGACGAGUCAUCACAAGGAUCCAGCAGCUCGACCUCGGCAAUCGUACUGCUUCAAUUCGUUUUGCAGACAUUUCGCGUCCACGACGAAGAGACCCGGCAAAUCCACAUCCCAAUGCUGGUCUCUGCUCUCGCCGAGCUCGUUGACGAAGCUGCGCAACCUGAUACAGAGCUGAGCGAGGGCCAGCAACGCCUUCUGGAUCAGGCUCUUGACCUCACAUCGGAGCUACUGAGUUUGAUUCCAGCGAGAGUCUUCGUUUGUGAAGCGGUCCAGUCAGUCGAAACAACCGAAUCUCAACGAGCUUUUUCCAAACAACCGCGCAGAUUCGUUGAUCAGGCAAAAAACUUUUACGGAGAACGCGGUGCGGAUGUCAGUGCGGACGAAGCUGCUGCCAAAUACAUCGGGUUCCACCAUCCUGAGGUGCUCAAGGACUUGCUGGACACAUGCGCAGGCAUUCCUAUGCGUCUUCCCAGGUACCCUAAGCUGUUCAUCAAUGGCCUUCGACUCACGACGGAACUUCUUGCGGUCUAUGACGCUGCAGAGGAACCGUCAGUGCGCGCUUUGGCAACCUCAGCGCGAUCAGAGUCCAAUGCAGGGAUUAAGGUUGGAACUCACACGGCGGAAGCUGGGGUGGCCUGGAACGCUGCCGGGUGGGGACGGGCGCUGAUGCUUCGUCUAGAGGACGCGCAAGCGUUUGAGGAGGUCGAUCAUAUCAUCGAUGGUCUGAUCGCCGCAGCCACUUGUAGGCCGUUGGUCACAAGGCUCAGCAUCGGUGAUCGUAGCCAGGUCGUGCUAAUCCUAAACAAGCUCCAAUUCUUUCUGCAACCUGACUUUGCGCCAUAUCACGUUCGCGCCAUCGAGUUGCUAUGGACUGUCCAACAAUUGGCCCGUGGUCAUCACGUCGAGGCCAUAUUCAGCGAGAACAUCUGCUCUCGCAAGGCAAGCAUUCGACAGCGCUGGUUGAACGCAUUUGGUGUUCUUUGGGCCAUGACAGACGAACGCGACGCCAGUCUUACAGCCCUGCGGAUACCUUUACUUCGAGUCGCUGAAGGUCUUCAUUCAGACUGCGCAUCGACUCGCCACUCCAGUGAAGCGUGGCUGCGCACGUAUAUGAAGAGCUACUUGCCGCUUCUAGAGCCCCUCGUCGCCGUCAUGCACCAUCCAAGCAGCAGAGCAGCAGAUCAGCAACGUGUCGUCAGCAGCGAAGACGACGAUACAGCUGGUCUUCUGGCUUACCCACAACCUUUCGAUUAUGAUGAUCACGGGCGUGCUCUGCAGCUCUUACUGUGCCUUUUGCAAUUUGGCGGCAGUGUGUUCCUCGCGUUUGCAAGGGGGGCACGCUUGGAAGUGGGACAUCUUCGCUCGGCAGCAAUGGACUACGAUUUGCUAGCCAACCAUGAAGGAGAAGACACCUACCUGGACGCAAUCAUCGAGGGCGCUUUGCUUGAUGUCAGGUCCCGACCAGCGAGCGACGUAGAGGCGGCAUAUGCCUUUCGGCACUUGCAGUCUGUUCUGCUCUCGUUAGACAUCUUGCAAAUCAUUGCGGGCGAGGCUCACUUGAGUGUCACAGCACUCGAGGCGGCUGAAAGACGCAUUUUGCAGCGACUUAUUUCAAGCAGCACGAUAGAGCAGACACAACUGCAAGCCAAGCUUCUGCGAGUACUACAUACGGUCAGCAAGGCGCGAGGAAACUUGAGUUCGAAAACCCCUAGAGGUGGCCCUGGCUCGAUCAUUAACAGCAGGCAAUCUGCGAGAAUCGAUUCGGCAGUGGUAGCGAAGGGCACUCACCCCCACCCGCUUCUGCUGAGAGCACUGCGCGAGGGACUGUCCAUCGGAGCUAAUGCCGAUGCGCUUUCGGUCUGGGCAGAAUUUGCGUGCAAUAUCACCCAGCUGUACCCAUCAGCCGAGCAAAAGCUCCUUCUUCCGUUGGCAGAUCACAUUUGCGCCUUGCUGCGAAGUGCUAUUGACAAGAUCGACCUUGCAUUUGGCCUUGCCGAUGCGCUACCACCACCAAAUGCCAAUUGCGGCGUCACGGACAGCGCAAUUGCGUUACUGUUGAACGUAGCCGAGCGAGCCCUUGCCUCUUCCCUGGCAAAAGAUCGAGGCACAUUCGCCGGCGAGGCGCCUGGUACAGUCGGGGACGGUGAUGCAAACUCGACUCCGGCGCCCUCUGUCAACGAGAAGUCCGACGCCGCCCCUAGCACAGGCCUAUUUGGUUAUGUAUCAAAUGUAUUCUCAAGCGAGUCUAGUGCAGCCACCAAUUCUGCCAGCCCAGCUGUCGCUGCGAAUGCCCUAUCACGCACGCUGCAUCACGUGGUGCGGACCCUGCACAAGCUCUACAGUACUGUUCGAGCGGAUAGAAAGCUGCCACUGGAUUCGCGCGGGCUCGCUUUUGAAGCAAUGGCUCCAAAGGUCAGAGCGCGAUGCAGGCGCACCUUAGAGCGCCUUUACAGGACCCAUUCUGGUGAAGUGGUGGAAAGCUUGAUCGACUGUUGGGACAGUGACGCCCGGCAAGAGGGCGCAGAGGCAUCCGCAGAUGCUCAGUGCACCUUUGCGAUCUUAAGUUUUCUGGCUCCAAGCGCUCAGAUGGUAGUCACUUUCCUGUGCGAUGUUCUCAACACGCGCACCUCUACCAGCAUUUCGUUGAGUGAAAAGCGUGCACGUGGUGGCACAGAAUUCAUCGUGAGCGAGACUACCUUGUUUUGCUUUCUGGAGGUGUACUUGGGUCGUCUCGAUCAGACUUCCGCCACUCAAGUCUGGCCAGUGGUGACCAUCCUUGUCAAAGAAAUAAUCAAGAAUUCUGCUUCACAUAAAGCUAGGAUCUUUCCAACACUUCGCGUUCUGACAACGAUCGGGGAAAAGCUCAGUCAGACCUCGCCGCCCGAGGACAAGCAGGUGCGCCGAGAGCUUGCAGAUCACGUCGUUGCUCUAACAGACCUUGCUAUAACGAUAUCCGGUCGCUCGUUUGGCGCCAAGACGUGGAUGCGGCGCUCGGGCAAGGAUGCAGACGUGCUGUCAGUAAACGGAGAUGGCAAAGCGACACCCGAUGAUCGAAUGGCACAGUCUCUAACAGAGCCUACACAGGCAAGCGGCCUGCUGCCUCAACUCAUAAACGAAUACCUGGCAACGCGCAUCCUACCCGCUCUCCGCAAGUUUGGUGUUCAUCAAGACAAAAUGUUGGCAAUUUGCACAAACGCCAUCUACUACAUUGUUGCUCCGAGUUUGAAGAGCCGAGAUGAGGCACUCGACAUUGAUGUGCAUGCUCUAAAAGUUUUGCGAGAGCUGACGCGACAAUCUGGAGCCCUGAAAACAUGGCGAGGCUUGGUCGCCGACACGUUCGGUGACCCACGCUUCUUCUCGAUGGCCCCAAAGGCCAGCAUUGGCUGGCAGCCGAUUGUCUUCGCACUACACAACAGUGAUAGGGAACGCUUUAACGAGUUGUUGAACAAAGCUGUCGCACCUCCUUCCGCGAACAUCUUCGCCAAUCGAGAGACGGAGACGCUUACGCGAUGUCUCAAUAUGCGCCGGGCCUCGUUCGUCAUCUUCUCUGGACCCAAGGACCACUUCAUACCCCUUCUGCCAAGCAUUCAAGAAAAGGUCGUCGACAUCUUGCGCACCAGCAAUGCUGAUCGAUCAGCCGCAGAGGUCUACCUGUGUAUGCGUGUCCUCCUACGGAGUUUCUCGACUCAGCAUCUGGCCGGCUUUUGGCCAGUCAUCAUCACAGAGAUGAUGCGGCUUUUUGAGAGCUUGUCAGACGAGCUACCUGCGGACGGGUCCGACGCAUUGCACUCAGUUCUGUCCGCCUGCAAGUUCUUGGACCUGCUUCUGACGUUACAAACAGACGACUUUCAGAUACAUCAAUGGAUGUUCAUCACCGACACCUCGGACGUUGUUUACCCAAGCGACGAUUGGGCUCCGGAGUCCGUCAUGGAGCGCGUUGCAUCUGUCAUCGAAGAGCGGAGACCUGCCCCGCUCCAGAGAGGCUCUCAAACCACAUCGAGCGUCCUCAAGACGUCUGCGACGGACUUGGCUGGGGCUGUGCGACGUUUACAGAAGCAAAAUUCUCGUGCAGGGCCUUUGCGCCGACCUCUUUUGUGCUCGACACGCAGUGUACAGAGCAUUGAGGCGCUGCAGCAUUUCUUCGCGCAUGUCAGCUUGGCCAGUUACGAGUCAACACGGGCGUGCACAUCUGUUGAUUUCGAGGCCAUCGACGAUGCUUUGCGGAGCGAAUUUUUCGAUCUCCAUGUUGCCUAGUAGUGCGAGAAGUCUUCGGGACGGCCUGCCUUUCCUUCUCCUCGCGUGUAAUUGUACAUAUCAUCGCUGGUGCGAGAAGUCUCGGGACGGCGUAC
This is a messenger RNA of Ceraceosorus guamensis, 6375 nucleotides long. RefSeq lists its product as hypothetical. Bases 281 to 6280 code for a protein of 1999 amino acids. NCBI's taxonomy places the organism in Eukaryota, Fungi, Basidiomycota, Exobasidiomycetes, Ceraceosorales, Ceraceosoraceae. Gene Ontology annotation, biological process: Golgi to endosome transport. Gene Ontology annotation, cellular component: trans-Golgi network; endosome. The transcript is spliced from 13 exons. The record is from RefSeq and is a predicted model, not a curated record.